Messenger RNA from Tachyglossus aculeatus (Australian echidna), 5500 nucleotides. RefSeq names its product TAR (HIV-1) RNA binding protein 1 (gene TARBP1). NCBI's taxonomy places the organism in Eukaryota, Metazoa, Chordata, Mammalia, Monotremata, Tachyglossidae. Gene Ontology annotation, molecular function: tRNA (guanine) methyltransferase activity; RNA binding. Gene Ontology annotation, biological process: tRNA methylation. Bases 1 to 5487 code for a protein of 1828 amino acids. The record is from RefSeq and is a predicted model, not a curated record. The transcript has 30 exons.
AUGUGGCGGCGCAGAGCUCCCAUUGGCCAGGAGGCGGAGGGGCGAACGCCGCGGGUCGGGGGCGGAGCCAAGCGGCGAUUCGGGCCUCCCAUUGGUCGGGGGGCGGGGCCAGGCGGCGGCGCCGGGCUCCCAUUGGCCGGUUGGCGUCGGCGUGCGUGGGGCGGGGCGACGUACGACGUGUCCUCGUGCGCGGCGCGGGCAGCGGAAGGGAUGGACGGACGCGUGGACCACCGGGCACCGGAGGACCGACGGGCACCGGAGGACCGGACAACGGACGACCACCGGGCACAGGAGGACCGGGCACCGGACAGCCACCGGGCACAGGAGGACCGGGCACCGGAGAACUGGGUACUGGGGGACCGGGCACCGGACAACCACCGCGCACAGGAGGACCGGACACCGGAGAAUAGGGUACUGGGAGACCGGGCACCGAAGGGCCGAACACCGGACAACCACCGGGCACAGGAGGACCGGGUGCCGGACAACCACCGGGCACAGGAGGACCGGGUGCCGGACAACCACCGGGCACAGGAGGACCGGGUGCCGGACAACCACCGGGUACAGGAGGACCGGACACCGGACAACCACCGGGUACAGGAGGGCCAGGCUCUGAAGGACCGAGGGCUGGAGGCCCGGGCACCGGACCACCGAGUCCUGGGGGACUGGGCACCGAAGGACCGAGUGCUGGAGGCCUGGGCACCAAAGGACCAACUGCUGGGAGAUCGGGCACCGAAGGACCGGGCACUGGACAACUGGAUACCGGACGACCGAGUGCUGGAGGACUGGGCAUCGAACGACUGGACACCGAAGGACCGAGUGCUGGAGGCCUGGGCACCGAAGGACCGAGUGCUGGAGGACCGGGCACAGGAGGAUUGGGCACCGGGCAACUGGACACCGGACGACCGAGUGCUGGAGGACUGGGCAUCGAACGACUGGACACCGAAGGACCGAGUGCUGGAGGACUGGGCACCGAAGGACCGAGUGCCGGCGGACCGGGCACAGGAGGACCGAGUGCUGGGAGAUCGGGCACCGAAGGACUGGGCACCGGGCAACUGGACACCGGACGACCGAGUGCUGGAGGACUGGGCCCAGGAGGACCGAGUGCUGGGAGAUCGGGCACCGAAGGACUGGGCACCGGACAACCGGGCUCCGGACGACCGAGUGCUGGAGGACUGGGCCCAGGAGGGCCGAGUGCUGGGAGAUCGGGCACCGAAGGACCGGGCACCAGAUGACCUAGUACGGGAGAACAUGGCACAGGAGGACGAGGCCGGGGCCGCACCGAGGGCCCUGUCGGGCGUUAGCACAGCGGCCUGGUCCGGGCUCCUGCCGGGGGACGAGCCCCCCACCGCCCCGGCCCAGACCCUGCCGGUGCUGAGCGCCCUGGCCGACGGCCCGCUGCCCCCCGCGCCGCCCCUGGCGGGCCCGGACCCCCGGCCCCGCCGCCCCUUCUGGCUGACCGUGCAGGCCGGCCUCACCCUCGCCCACGACGGACGCACCCGCCACAGGGCCCGCGCCCUCCUGCACAGGGCCGUGCGCCUCUCCGCCCAGGCCGCCCACCCCGGACCCCCCGGACCCCCGACCGAGCCCAGCCUCUUCUGGUGGUCCGAGCAGAAAAAGGAGCUGCUCCUCAAGUUCUGGGAAAACUUCGUGUUAAUCUUGGAGACCCUGGAAGGAAAUCAGAUCCACGUUAUAAAACCCGUCUUGCCAAAGCUGAACAGUCUGUUCGAGUACGCCCUGGCCGAGGGAAGAACCCGCUGGCUGAUCCACCCGUCGUGGCACCUGUGCGUUUACCAACGCCUGCUUCAGAGCGAGAACAAGACCCUGGCCGGCGAAGGGGUGACGCACUUCCUGGAGCUGUGGGGAGGGGAAGGCCUUCCCAGCGCUCCGGACUUCUCCGAGUUCAUCAUCGGCCCGCUGAUGGACGCCCUCUCCGAAAGCUCCCUCUAUAGCAGGUCCCCGGGCCAGCCGAGCGGCAGCUGCCCUCCGGUCGGGAUGAAGCUGCAGGGCUUCCUGGCCACCUACGUCUCACACCUCCCGGAAGAAAAGGCCAAGAGGAGCUUCCUGCUGCGGUUCAUCGAGAAGAUGGGCACCAGGCACUGGUGUGCCGUCCCCGUCGUCUUCUUCUCCAAGGCCCUGGCGCACAUCCCGCGGACUCGCGUCCUGGGGGCGGAAGGCCUCCGGGCCCUCAGGGAGGUGCUGCGGCGCACGAUGGUGACCCACCAGGUCCUUCUGCGGGGCGCCGCCCAGGCCUAUCUCCUGCAGGCCGCCCUGCGCUUGGUGGAUGUGGAGGCCGUGGCCCUUUCGGAAGCGGCGGGAUUCCUGGCGUGUCUCCGGCCGGAAGAGUCGCUGGGCAGGGGGACAGCGCUGUGGACCGAGGUCUGCGACUGGCUGCGGGUCAACGAAGCCUCUUUCGGGAAGUCCCGGAACGGCGCCGAGGGUCGGGAAGAGUCGUCGCUGGACGCCUACGUGCGGAGCCUCGUGCGAGACUACGUUAAAUCGCCCAGCGACGAAGGAGGAAAAUGCUUCGUGCCGGACUGCUUUGAGGCUAAGCUGGUGGCGACGAUGGUUCUCCUGGCUGCGGACGCGGAGGGGAUGAAGAGCGGAGGCAGCGGGAAGGAGGACCGCGGGCCGGACGGCCUCCGGACGGUCCUGCAGCCCCUCGUGGACGUCCUCUCGAAGCUCGGGACCAACCCCUACAUCCCCGCGCUCCGAGCGGACCGCUGCCUUCAGCUCCUGCGACAACUGCUGCGCACGGCCUCGUCCAGGGGCUCCGGCUCCCGCCACGAUGAGGUGUGGACCGUCCUGCAGAGUUCUUUUGUGGCCGCGUCGGAGAGCAUCUCGGACUUCCUCCUCCGCAGGCUCACCGUCGGAGAGCUGAGCACCCUCCCGGAUCUGGACCGUUGCCGCCUGUACCUGGGGGUUUUGGGGGAGCUGGCGACCCUGCACCCCGGCGGGGCCGCGGCCCCCGGCAGCUGGCUCCCUCCUUUGAAAUCGGCGGCCGUCCGACACCUGCGGGACAAGCCGGACGGCGGCGGGGCCCCCGCCCUGGGAGAGCAGGUCCAGAAAGCGGUCAGCAUGGCCUGCCUGGCCGCGGUGUGCGAGGCGGCGGAGCGGCCGCCCCGGCGCAGCCUCGACGCCCUGGACGCGGACGGGACCCUGCGGACGUUCGUGGCCUCGGCCCAGUUCGACCGGAGGCCGGAGAAGCCCCGUUGGCCCAGGGAGCGGAGCAGUUCUCUCGAAGAACCGUCGCCCUCCCAGGGCUGGGGAAAAUGCGUCGCCCAGUACGUCCACGACCAGUGGGUCUGCCGCCGUUUCGCGUUAAGCCGGCCGUGGCGCGGCCAGGCUGCGGCCCCCGGGGCCGGGACCCCCCCGGAGGCGCCGCUGCGGGCGGCGCUGGAAGCCCUGGCCGUCCUCCCGCCGGACCGCGUCCUCCCCGUCUUCGGCUCCAUGAGGAUCCUGGUCCCCGAGCUCCUGAGCUCCCACGAAGCCCUCUGCGUCCGGUCCCUGGACGCGGCCUGGAAGAUCGUGGCGUCUUCGAGCAGCGCCCAGCUGGUGUUCUGGCCCAACCUCGAGGCCUUCGUCGGGUUCGCUUUCGACAGCCGAGUCCUCGCUGUGGCCGCGCGGCGGAAGGGCCGGGCCCACGCCCGGCUCAAGGAGAUCGCCAGCGAGAUGACGGGGAUGUCGUCCACCAGGACCGGAGUCUUCAACGUGCUCAUCAGCCACUGCUGCCGGUCCUGGCUGGCCUCCGCGGGGUCCCCGGAAGACCCUCUGUCUUACGCCCGGGAUUACGUGGGGCUCGUGGCCGAGGCCUGCGUCUUCGGGCCGGUGUUCCGGCGGGACCAGAGGCUCGUCCAGGACGUCCAGGCCUUCAUCGGCAGCCUGGGGAGCGAGUGCGCAGCCAACGUGGUCACCGAGAGCGCUCACCGAGACGACCGUUACGUGAGAGUCUGCGCCGUCAAGUUCCUCUGCCUGCUGGACGGGGCCCGCCGCCCGGCGUCCAAAUUAUUCGUCCAAGAGCUGGCGGCCGGCCUUCUGGAGAAAGAGGCCGUGGUGUCCGGUUCUAGAAGCCACUACUACGCCAACUCUCUCCAGCACCGAAUCCAGAACCGGGUAUGGCAGGUGCUGCUUGUCCUCUUCCCCAAGCUGGACGAGGACUUCCUCAGCGGGGUCGUCGACAAGGUUUUCCAGGCCGCGGCCGUCAGCAGUCAGGCCUCCGUGAAAUACGCCGUUCAGUGGAUGAUUAUUUUGAUCCUUCACCGAUGCCCCCAGUUCUUCCCCAAGUUCUGGGACUGCUUCCGUUCCGGGGAAGAAAACUUUAAAACGAGCAUUUGUACGUAUCUGUCGGUGCUGUUUCACCUGGACGUCAUCAUUCAGGAUGAGGCUGAGAUGAGAGCUCAGCUGAAGAAAGGCCUGGUGGUUGCCCUGCAGUGGUGCUUCAGCCACAACUUCCGCGUCCGGCUGUACGCCCUGGUGACGCUGAAGAAGAUCUGGGGUCUGUGCAAGACGUGGUGCCCGGAGGACUGCCAGGCUCUGAUGCCCGCCAUCGAGUCGAGCCUCCAGCAAGUGGAAAACACCCACGGAGCGGGGAACGCCAAGAAGAACUGGCAGCGGAUCCAGGAGCAUUUCUUCUUCGCAGUCUUUCACCCCCUCCGAGACCAUAACCUGGAGACGAUAUUUUACAUCCUUCCCCGGCUUUCGGAACUCGCGGAGGACGAGUGGAUCUCUCUCUCUCAAUUCACCGGAUUCCCGGCCAUCCCGGGGGAGUCGGCGGGGCCGGGCUGGGGCCGGGCUCGCGGGGAGCUGCGGGAUCUGCAGCCCGGCCCGUGGGUGCAGCCGGACACCGGUCUCAAUCCAGCCGAGCUCGCUCUUCAACUGGAAGGGACCGACGUCCAGAAGAAAGUCAUUCCUUGGAAAAACGACCGCUCCGCCCCCCUGGACCUGGACAGGCUGUUUCGGGAUCGCGCUGCCAGGCUGGGCAAGUCCCUCAGCGGGCUGAUCGUGGUGGCCUCGCUGGUCGCCAAGCCCGCCAACCUGGGAGGGCUGUGCCGGACGUGUGAGAUAUUCGGGGUGGCCACGCUGGUGCUGGGCAGCCUGCGGUGCGUCAGUGACAAGCAGUUUCAGCACCUCAGCGUUUCCGCCGAGCAGUGGCUGCCUUUGCUGGAGGUGAAGCCAGCCCAGCUGGGGGAUUAUCUGCAGCAGAGAAAAGCGGCCGGCUACACCGUCAUCGGCGUGGAGCAGACGGCCAAGAGCGUGGAUCUGACCGAGUACCGCUUUCCCGAGAAGUCGCUGCUCCUGCUGGGCAACGAGCGGGAGGGGAUCCCGGCGAACCUGCUCCGGCAGCUGGACGUCUGCGUGGAGAUCCCCCAGCAAGGCAUCGUCCGCUCCCUCAACGUCCAUGUGAGCGGCGCGCUGCUCGUCUGGGAGUACACGCGGCAGCGGCUGACCCCCCGGGCAGCGCGGCGGGCCCACGAGGGGCAGGGCUCUUAACGUAUUAUUUGUC